AUGAGAUCAUGGAACGAUUCGAUCCAUUUCUGUAACUGGACAGGUAUCGCGUGCAGUCUAAGAGACAAGAGAGUUGUCACCCUGAAUUUGUGGUCUGGUGGCCUUUCUGGUUCAAUAUCACCCGCAGUUGGUAACCUGUCCUUUCUUAGGGAGCUUCUCCUUAACAACAAUAGCUUCACAGGCACCCUCCCACAGGAAGUUGGCAGGUUAUCAAGAUUAAGGAGGCUAGGAAUUUCCAACAAUUCUCUGUCAGGUGAGAUUCCUUCGAACAUAUCUCGAUGUCUAAAUCUUUUGGCUCUUAAUCUGAGUGGGAACCAGUUCAUAGGGAUUUUUCCUAAUGAGUUUGAAUCACUCACUAAGCUUCAAGUCAUAGACCUCCACCUUAACAACCUUACAGGAGAAAUACCCAAGUUUAUUGGAAAUUUUACGUCCCUUAAGUAUAUAUCUGGUGGGUCAAAUAAUUUCCAUGGAAGCAUUCCAGAUACUCUUGGUCAGUUGUCCAAUUUGUUGUAUUUUGGGCUCCCAAUAAAUAACCUUUCAGGCAUUUUACCAUCUUCGUUUUUCAAUCUUUCGUCAUUGACUUUGAUAAGUUUGCUUGACAAUAAGAUUGGAGGGAAUCUCCCUGCAGACAUUGCACAAAGAUACUCUAGACUUGAAUAUUUGAACCUUCCAGUAAACAAAUUUACUGGACCCAUUCCACUUUCAUUAACUAAUGCAUCGAAUCUUGAAUUCCUGGACCUUGGUGACAACUUAUUCACUGGAACUGUGCCAGGUUUCAAUCAGCUAACGAGAUUGACAUGGUUUGCGGUUGGUCAUAAUCUACUUGGGGAUGGAAAUCCUAAUAAUCUAGACUUUGUAUCAUCUUUGGCCAACUGUACUAACUUAAAUAUUUUGAUUUUCGAUAACAACAAUCUUGGAGGUGUCUUGCCGAAAUCAUUGUUUAAUUUUACCCAACUCACUCAGCUACUUAUACAUACAAAUCUAAUUUCUGGUAAUAUCCCUUUUGAAAUCGGGCAGAUAGUUAACGUUGAGAUACUGAGGCUACACUCCAACCAAUUCACUGGUAGAAUUCCCGAGUCAAUUGGGAAGCUUAGAAAAGUGGGAGUAUUGUCACUCCAAAAUAACUCAUUAUCAAGUUCCAUACCCUUCUCCUUGGGAAAUCUCUCACUAUUGGUUAUACUUGAUUUAUAUUACAACAAUCUUGAGGGGACUGUACCGUAUAGUCUAUCAAACUGUAGAGAGUUGCAGCUGUUGCAACUUGACUAUAAUAACCUCAAUGGUACCAUACCUAAAGAGAUUUUCAGUCUAUCUUCAUUGACAUUAGGUCUUGGCCUUUCUUACAACCAUUUUGUGGGUCCUCUGCCUUUGGAAAUAGGCAACUUGCAGAAUUUGCAACAGUUUUCUGUUUCAAACAACAACAUCUCGGGGGUAAUUCCAUCUAGUCUUGGAAAAUGCACGAAUUUGGUUGAUUUAUCCUUGUCCGGAAAUACAAUUCAGGGGGAAAUUCCAGAUACAUUUAGCUCACUGAAAGGACUAGAAGCUCUAGAUCUUUCCCACAACAACUUAAUAGGGAAAAUUCCCUCGUACUUCGGAGAUUUUGUGUUUCUCAGCACUUUAAAUUUAUCUUUCAACGGUUUUGAGGGAAAGUUGCCAGAACAGGGAGCUUUUAAGAACACAAGCAUUGUUUCCAUUAUUGGAAAUGCUAACCUUUGUGGCGGGGUUCAAGAAUUUCAUUUGCAUGAGUGUACUCUUGAAGAACCAGAACGGAAAAAAAGAACUCAUUCCUUACGAAUCAUCAUACCAGUUGUAAGUGUGAUGUGUUUCCUAAUCAUAGCAGUAACAUUUUAUUGGGUAUAUAAACGAAAGUAUGGUAAGAAGACAUCUCUAGGGAGUGACUCCAACAUCGAAAGUUUUCCACACGUAUCUUAUAGAAACUUACAGAAAGCAACCAAUGGGUUUUCUUCCGAAAACUUGAUAGGUUCCGGAAAGUUCAGUUCUGUGUAUAAGGCAGUACUGUCUCAAAAAGAUGGACCACAAGUUGUUGCUGUGAAGGUACUAAAACUUGCGGUUCAUGGUGCUCACAAGACUUUUAUUGCCGAAGGUGAAGCUUUGAGAAAGAUCAGACACAGGAAUCUUGUGAAAAUCAUAACUUCCUGUUCAGGUAUUGAUUUUCAAGGAAAUGACUUUAAAGCAAUUAUCUAUUCGUAUAUGGUGAAUGGGAGUUUGGAAGACUGGUUGCAUCAAUAUCCGGUAGUUGGUCUAGAGAUCGAGGAGGAAACCAGAUGUUUAAACUUCUUUCAGAGGUUGAACAUAGUGAUCGAUGUGGCUAGAGCUCUUGACUAUAUUCAUUGCCAGUGUGGAUCACCGAUGGUUCAUUGUGAUAUUAAGCCUAGUAACAUUUUGUUGGAUGCUGACAUGGUUGCUCAUCUUGGUGAUUUUGGCUUGGCAAGAUUUCUUCAAUAUACCUCCCAUGAUUUUUCUGCAAGCCACACAAGUUCCCUUGGUAUAAUAGGCACAAUAGGUUAUGCUGCACCUGAAUAUGGAAUGGGAGGUCAAACAUCAACAUAUGCAGAUAUCUACAGUUUCGGAAUCCUCAUACUAGAGACUUUUACAGCCAAAUGCCCUACUCACGAUAUGUUCAGCAAUGGCCUGAGUCUUCAUGAUUUUGUGAAGAUGGCUUUACCUGAUCGAGUUAUGGAGAUAACUGAUCCCAAACUUUUGGAAACCAGACAAAAGGAAAAUACAAGUUAUCAUGAAACUCAUAGAUCAAUCAAGAAGUCCCUAACUGCAGUUUAUCAAAUUGGCAUUUCUUGCUCCAUGGAAUCGCCCAGAGCUCGGAUAGACAUGAGCAAUGUCUUUGAUCAACUGCAGUCUGUCAGGGAAACGUUUCUUGGAGGAAUGCUAGCUAUUUCAAUGUGUUUUCCAUCAAAAGGUACUGAUCAAGUAUCCAAUAAUCCCAACUGA
This is a messenger RNA of Erigeron canadensis, 2964 nucleotides long. Its product is annotated as probable LRR receptor-like serine/threonine-protein kinase At3g47570. Lineage: Eukaryota; Viridiplantae; Streptophyta; Magnoliopsida; Asterales; Asteraceae. The transcript is spliced from 3 exons. Gene Ontology annotation, biological process: protein phosphorylation. Gene Ontology annotation, molecular function: protein binding; ATP binding; protein kinase activity. The record is from RefSeq and is a predicted model, not a curated record. Bases 1 to 2964 code for a protein of 987 amino acids.